Juglans microcarpa x Juglans regia is the source of this 606-nucleotide messenger RNA. RefSeq lists its product as uncharacterized. NCBI's taxonomy places the organism in Eukaryota, Viridiplantae, Streptophyta, Magnoliopsida, Fagales, Juglandaceae. The record is from RefSeq and is a predicted model, not a curated record. Bases 1 to 606 code for a protein of 201 amino acids. The transcript has a single exon.
AUGGCUUCUUGGAGGCCAAAGCUUGAUGCCUUGUCUUUUGAAGCAAGUGACUCUCAGAGUGUUAGUGUUUUGGAGAGACAUUUUGAUGAAAAAGAGAUCUACAAGGUUAUCUCUGUGAUGACUGAGAAUAAAGCACCGGACCCGGAUGGUUUUUCUAUGGGAUUUUUUCAAACUUGUUGGGACAUAGUGAAAGGUGAUGUUUUGCAGGUCUUUAAUGAAUUUCACUAUUUUCAAAAAUUUGAAAAAUCCCUUAAUGCGACGUUCAUUUCGCUCAUUUAUAAGAAACACGGGGUUUCGAUUAUUGAGGAUUUUCACCUUAUAAGCCUGGUUAGUGGUGUUUAUAAGAUUAUUUCGAAAGUUCUUGUCAACCGAUUAAGCCCUAUGCUGAAAGAUAUUAUUUACAAGUCUCAGAACUCAUUUAUCCGUGGGAGACAAUUUUUUUUUUCAGUACUUAUUGCAAAUGAGUACUUGGAUCAUAGAUUGCGGAAAGGAGGUUCAGGUAUUAUUUGCAAGCUUGACAUGGAGAAGGCUUAUGAUUAUGUGAAUUGGGAAUUCCUCUUAUACUUGCUUGAGAGGUGUGGCUUUGGGGAUAUUUGGAUUUUCUAG